This is a messenger RNA of Papaver somniferum (opium poppy), 2056 nucleotides long. Its product is annotated as protein ELC-like. The record is from RefSeq and is a predicted model, not a curated record. Gene Ontology annotation, molecular function: ubiquitin binding. NCBI's taxonomy places the organism in Eukaryota, Viridiplantae, Streptophyta, Magnoliopsida, Ranunculales, Papaveraceae. Gene Ontology annotation, cellular component: ESCRT I complex. Gene Ontology annotation, biological process: endosome to lysosome transport; protein modification process; protein transport. The transcript is spliced from 2 exons. The coding region runs from base 423 to 1631 and encodes 402 amino acids.
UAAACGCCCAAGUACCACCACCACCGAUAUCAAAUACAAUCAAGCGAAGAACACCUCCGAACCUAAGCUGUCCAGAGCCGUUGAGAUAUCACUGGACGUUGGAUCUCGAUACCCCUCGCAUAAAAUAGCUUUCUUUCUUACUUUGUUCUUCUUUUUACGAUCCGUCUCCUCUUCUCCACCUACAAACACAGAAGAAAAUAUCUUCUUCCACAUAUUCAAUUCCUUGGAACAUCUCCUCAGUAUACCUUCUCCUUCUCGAGCAGCAAUAGUGAUUCGGUGAACCACAACGUAAUCUUCCCAUACUCGAGCAAAUCCAUGCAAUAUCUUCAUCUUCUUUUUGCUGAUUUCAAUUGAAAUUUAAGGGAUCUGCUAGGGUUUGUCCAACUCCGAUCUACACAUCUUCCGCUACAACUGAAAGAAGAAUGGUUCCACCACCACCACCGCAUCAAUCAACUCAAUUCACACAACAAUUCCUAUCCACCGUCUUAUCCCAACGAGGUCCAUUAGCUUUACAAUACACAGAAGAUUCAAAAUGGUUAAUCCGUCAACACCUGGUAUCUUUGAUCGAAUCAUAUCCAUCUCUACAACCCAAAACAGCAGUAUUUAAUCAUACAGAUGGUAGAACAGUGAAUCUGUUGCAAGCAGAAGGUACAAUUCCAAUGAUUUAUAUGAAUGUUACUUACAACAUACCUAUUGUGAUUUGGUUAAUGGAAACUUAUCCUCGUCAUCCACCUUGUAUUUAUGUUAAUCCUACUCGUGAUAUGAUCAUUAAAAGACCUCAUGCUUAUGUUAAUCCCUCCGGUUUGGUGUCCACGCCCCUGUUACAGUCUUGGAUUUACCCUAGUUCCACUCUUUGUGAUGUCAUUAAAGAACUUAGUGGGCUUUUUGGUCUUGAUCCACCAUUGUUUACUCGCCAACAACCUGCACGUCAAAACCCUAAUACUGACAGUAUGAGGAUUCAAUCCAAUUCGGGUAGACCUGCAAUUCCACCUAGGGGGACUUAUGAUCAAUCGCCUUAUGGAGUCUCCCCUUCUCAGAAUAUGAAUCAUCGGCCUCAGCAGACUGAUGAUCCAGUUGAGAUUUAUAAGAAGAAUGCUAUUCAUAAGUUGUUGGAGAGUCUACAUGGAGAUAUAGCCAAAUUGAGGGAAAACAGAGAAGUUGAAAUGGAAGGACUGUUUAAUGCACAAGGUAUGUUGAGACAGAGAGAGGAACAAUUAUCAAAAGGGGUGAGAGAAAUGCAACAAGAGAAAGAAGGAUUAGAACAACAGUUACAAAUGGUUUUAAUGAAUACUGAUGUUUUGGAGGGUUGGGUAAAAGAGAAUGAAGUGAAAGUGAAAAAGAAUAAAGGGAAUUUGAAUGUUGAUGAAGUUUUUGAACCUGUUGAUGCUCUAUCGAAACAAAUGCUUGAUUGCACAGCAGCAGAUUUAGCUAUUGAAGAUGUGAUUUACUCAUUGGAUAAGGCUAUUCAAGAAGGGUCUAUAGCAUUUGAUCAGUAUCUGAAGAAUGUUAGAGCUUUAUCUCGUGAGCAAUUCUUUCAUCGUGCUGCAGCUUCUAAGGUUAGAGCUGCACAGAUGCAAGCUCAGGUUGCUAACAUGGCAUCUAGAGCAUCACAUUCACAAUAUGCUAUGUGAUAGCAGGUAUUUGUUGAAGAAAUGGAUUGAAGGAAGACAGAGAGUGGUUGAAUAUGAAGUUUGAAUGGUUUGUGAACCGCCAGUUACAGCAGUUGUGAGCUUUCACGAUAUCUUUGAGUUGCAGGGGAUCUACAGUUGUAUUGCUAGACAGAUAUGGCAAUUAUUACUUUUACUGUCAUGAGUUUUUGCCCCUUUAAAAAAUUAUCUCGAAGAAUCUGCAGUAUCAGGUCAGUUGUGAGACUUGUUAGUGGUUUGCUUUCUUGUACAUGAUUUUAGAACUUUUUUCUCAAUCUUCAUUGGGUGAUCAAUAUAAUGAGUCCAAUAGAUAAUAAUCUGAUAUUCUGAGCACGUGUUCUUUAUCUGUAAUUUUGUGCUAUGAAUGGCACAUAGUGAUUUUAAUGGCAUAUGAGUGAGAAUUAUUAAUU